GCAGCGCUACGGCACUUCCUCAUUGGCAGUGACAGCAAAGUGUUCACACUCCAGCGACGUUUGUGACUGAAACUCCCCCAGCUUGCUUCAUUUCAAUUUAUUUCCGAGCUUAACAAAUGACGAAGCCUCCUCCUAAGCCGGCCAAACCAGGCCAAGUCAAGGUGUUCAGAGCGCAGUACACCUUUGACCCCAGGACGCCAGACGAGCUGUUCUUUGAAGAAGGAGACUACUUGUACAUCUCUGACACGAGUGACAGUAAUUGGUGGAAGGGGACAUGCCGAGGAAGGACAGGACUAAUUCCAAGUAAUUAUGUGGUCGAGCAGGCAGAGUCGGUUGACAACCCAAUGCACGAAGCAGCCAAACGAGGCAAUCUGAGCUGGCUGAUUGAAUGUAUAGACAACAAAGUUGGAAUCAAUGGGCUGGAUAAAGCUGGAAACACUGCCCUCUACUGGGGAUGCCAUGGAGGACAUAAAGAAGUGGUGGAGGUGUUGCUAAGCCAGCCCAACGUGGAGCUCAACCAGCAGAAUAAACUUGGGGACACCGCUCUGCACGCUGCUGCCUGGAAGGGUUAUUCUGACAUUGUGGAAAUGUUGCUGAAGAAGAAUUCAAGGACAGACAUCAGGAACAAUGAGAAAAAGCUGGCUAUAGAUAUGGCCACCACUGCACCGUGUGCUUCACUUCUCAAAAGGAAGCUGGGAAACAACAUCACUCGCACACUCAGCAACGCUGAAGAGUAUCUGGACGACGAGGACUCGGACUGAGCCGGGGCCGCUGAGACAUCAUCGCUGUCUUCCAUUGGGUUAGUGGGGCCAUGGAGCUCAGAGAAUUUUUAUUACAGACCUAAAAUGGAUUUGCUGCUCUGUUUCCAACUGUAAGUCCAUUUUAGGUCCGUUAUUUUGUUCAAACACCUCAGUUCUCGGCCCUCUGUGUCACGUCGGGGUGAAUUUCAAAGCAUUGAAUUGAUAGGUUUUACAGUUUGCCAAGUGCAUUUCCACAUGUAAGGGGAUUUGUCUUGAAUGUUGCACAGUGUGGACUGAGGGGCAGAAUAUGUGUUGUAGUGGAGAACGGACCAUAGCUCUAAGAAACACAUACCAAACAUACAAAUUGUGUUUAACCCAUUUACACCAGGCAUUAAAGUGCCAGUGCAGAUUAAAACACUGAUUUAACGUGUGUCUAGUUAAGUUUUAAUGCUUCAUUUAAAUUACUGAACCACUGCAUCACCUUAAAGAGAAUUAUAAACACAUUACCUCUUAAAGCUUGGAGCCCUUUCACAACUGGGCACAGUUUAGAUCUAUUUAUGUACAAUUGGGAGGCAAUGCAACGUAAAUUAAACCUUAAUGUUUCCCCUUUCACCUGUGUUAUCUUGGUCAAAUUGAAGGUGUCAGCAAUGUGUAGAAACAAGCUUAAAAGGCGAAAAUAUUUCUCUUUAUAACUUUAUAGAUCUUCAUCCCUCUCCUUCAUUACGUCAUAAAACUCGCCUGUUACUCUCUGUAUUUUGGUCUGUGUUAUAACACUUCCACUGCUUUUGAAAUAUCAGUUAAGUGUAAUUUUAAAAAAUCUGCCCCGUAUAAAACAGACUUUAAAUUACUCUUUCACCUUUCAAGCUUUUGAUGGUGUGAUUUCCAUCCUGGGAGCAAAUUUCUGGUUUAUUGCUGCUUUCCAACAAAUUUUAUACAUAAAAAAAAUAUAUAUAUAUACAAAGUGCCUUAAAUAUGUGUACCAUAGCGAGUGUGUCUUUGGUUAUGUAUCAAUGUGAACCUGCUUUUGUCCUCUGAGGUUGAAUUCCUUAAGAUUUUGUUCUAGAUUUCUAUCUGCCAUCUUCAAUCUACAAUAAAAGAUUUUUAACUUAAAA
Messenger RNA from Plectropomus leopardus (leopard coralgrouper), 1852 nucleotides. It is a transcript of the gene ostf1, whose product is annotated as osteoclast stimulating factor 1. NCBI's taxonomy places the organism in Eukaryota, Metazoa, Chordata, Actinopteri, Perciformes, Serranidae. The record is from RefSeq and is a predicted model, not a curated record. Gene Ontology annotation, biological process: signal transduction. Gene Ontology annotation, molecular function: protein binding.